Messenger RNA from Dioszegia hungarica, 1140 nucleotides. Its product is annotated as isocitrate dehydrogenase. The transcript has 9 exons. Lineage: Eukaryota; Fungi; Basidiomycota; Tremellomycetes; Tremellales; Bulleribasidiaceae. Gene Ontology annotation, biological process: isocitrate metabolic process; tricarboxylic acid cycle. Gene Ontology annotation, cellular component: mitochondrion. Bases 1 to 1140 code for a protein of 379 amino acids. The record is from RefSeq and is a predicted model, not a curated record. Gene Ontology annotation, molecular function: NAD binding; isocitrate dehydrogenase (NAD+) activity; magnesium ion binding.
AUGUUCACCCUCCCCACCACCCGUGCUCUCGGAUCCGCCCUCCGUUCUUCCCAGGUACCUGCCGCGCGGAGAUAUGCGUCCGCUUUCCAGUCUUCGACUGUGACUUCGACCUUCAACGGGAAGAAGGGUGCCGAUGGAAAUUACAUGGUCACCCUUAUUCCUGGAGAUGGUAUCGGUGAGGAAAUCGCCGAAAGUGUAAAGCAGAUCUUCAAGGCUGCCAAGGCACCUAUCUCAUGGGAGGAAGUCGACGUUACACCUAUCCUUAAGAACGGUCGCACAGUCAUCCCCGAUAAGGCUAUUGCCAGUGUCAAGAAGAACACCGUGGCGUUGAAGGGUCCUCUCGCUACUCCCAUUGGUAAAGGCCACGUCUCGCUCAACUUGACUCUCCGCCGAACAUUCAACCUCUUCGCCAAUGUCCGACCAUGUGUCUCCAUCCCCGGCUACAAGACCGCAUAUGACAAUGUCAACACGGUGCUUAUCCGUGAAAACACCGAGGGAGAGUACUCGGGCAUCGAGCAUGAGAUCGUUGACGGUGUCGUCCAGUCCAUCAAGCUUAUCACAUACGAAGCUUCCGAGCGGGUUGCGCGGUACGCGUUCCACUAUGCGUCAGAGAAUGGGCGGGACAAGGUGACUGCUGUGCACAAGGCACCUAUCAUGCGAAUGUCGGACGGGAUGUUCCUCACUGCUUGCCGGGCAGUCGCAAAAGAUUACCCGAAGAUCGCCUACGACGAGGACCUCCUCGACCGUGUUUGUCUCCGAAUCGCCACCGACCCGACCCCCUUCGCCGACACCGUCAUGGUCAUGCCCAAUCUUUACGGUGAUAUCCUCUCCGAUCUCUCCGCCGGUCUUAUCGGCGGUCUCGGUCUCACCCCCUCCGGCAACAUUGGUCGCGACGCCUCCAUCUUUGAGGCCGUACACGGUUCAGCACCCGAUAUCGCCGGUAAAGGACUCGCCAACCCCACUGCGCUGCUCCUGAGUAGUUUGAUGAUGCUGAGGCACAUGAACUUGUACGAGAUCGCCGACCGGAUUGAGAAGGCUACUUUGGGGACGAUCGCAGAGGGCAAGGCUAUCACUGGUGAUCUCGGCGGAAAGGCUAGCACCAAGCAGUACACCCAGGCCAUCCUCGACAAGCUCCAGUAG